CGCCGCCUUGAUGCAUCCUCCGCCCAACCCCGUCAAACGCAGACAGGACGACUCAACCAAAUCACCGGUGCAUCUUCGCCACGGGCUGCGACUGAAAAAGGGGAAGGGCGACGACGGCGACCACAACAGCACGACUGUUGGAAGGCCGGGGCAGGGCGACUCCGGCCCUCGGCUGCAAGGUUCUGGUGUGCCCCCUCUCAGCAUGCAACGCUUGUUUUUUUUGCAGCAGCACCAUUGCUACAACGGCGGCCGCGGCGGGCGGCGUUUGUGUAGCAGCGACGGGAAAUUACUGCUAUGUCUUUCUGUGACGGCGGGGUAGCAACUUCGGUGGUGCUGCAUGGCUGCAAUGGAGAGCUCGCUAGUGCUCCCUCCCGGUGCUGCAAGGGAGAGCUCACCGGCGCUUCCGACGGAGCGCUCACCGGAAGUCUCGGAGCUGCGAUGCAUCUCGUCGGAGCUGCAAUGGAGCGGUCUGACUCCUCCUCCAGGUGUUGCAAUGGAGAGCUCGCCGGCGUUCCCAACGCUCCAAUGGAGCGCUCGCCGGAGGUCUCGGAGCUGUGAUGCGUCUCGCCGGAGCUGCAAUGGAGAGGCCGGGCGCUCCCUCCCGGUGUUGCAAUGGAGAGCUCGCUGGCGUCCCCAACGCUGCAAUGGAGCGCUCGCCGGAGGUCUCGGAACUGCGAUUCAUCUCGCCGGAGCUGCAAUGGAGCGGUCCGACACUCCCUCCUGGUGUUGCAAUGGAGAGCUCGCCGGCGUUCCCAACGCUGCAAUGGAGCGCUCGCCAGAGGUCUCGGAGCUGCGAUGCCUCUCGUCGGAGCUGCAAUGGAGCGGUCCGACGCUCCCUCCUGGUGUUGCAAUGGAGAGCUCGCCGGCGUUCCCAACGCUGCAAUGGAGCGCUCACCAGAGGUCUCGGAGUUGUGAUGUAGCUCACCGGGGCUGCAAUGGAGAGCUCACCGACGGUGUCCCGGUGUUGCGUUGAAACACAGGUGACGUUCUUCCUAGGAGGAGGCGUGUGCUGCUGGAGAGAGCGAUGUAGGAUCCCCGCAAGAGGCCAAAUCGAUGGUUGUCAUGGUGUGCAUCUGUUACGCUCUCGGUCGAUCUAGUACAGUAGUGUUCUCUGAAUUACACCAAA
Triticum aestivum (bread wheat) is the source of this 1126-nucleotide messenger RNA. RefSeq lists its product as uncharacterized. The record is from RefSeq and is a predicted model, not a curated record. Lineage: Eukaryota; Viridiplantae; Streptophyta; Magnoliopsida; Poales; Poaceae.